Molecule: messenger RNA, 1768 nt
Organism: Zonotrichia albicollis (white-throated sparrow)
Lineage: Eukaryota; Metazoa; Chordata; Aves; Passeriformes; Passerellidae
Source: RefSeq, a predicted model, not a curated record
AUAUUACUCAUCCCAUCCCUGACUUGACUGGCUACAUCACUGAGGGACAGAUCUACGUGGACAGACAGCUGCACAACAGGCAGAUCUACCCUCCCAUCAAUGUCCUGCCCUCCCUGUCCCGGCUGAUGAAGUCGGCCAUCGGCGAGGGGAUGACCAGGAAGGACCACGCUGAUGUGUCCAACCAGCUGUACGCCUGCUACGCCAUCGGCAAGGACGUGCAGGCCAUGAAGGCCGUGGUGGGCGAGGAAGCGCUGACCUCUGAUGAUCUCCUGUACCUGGAGUUCCUGCAGAAGUUUGAGAAGAACUUCAUCGCUCAGGGGCCCUACGAGAACCGCACGGUGUUCGAGACGCUGGACAUCGGCUGGCAGCUGCUCAGGAUCUUCCCCAAGGAGAUGCUCAAGAGGAUCCCCCAGAGCACCCUGGCUGAGUUCUACCCUCGGGAUGCCAAGCACUAGCCCGGCUCCUCGUGCCCCUGCUCUGUGGUUUGGUUUCCUUUUCCAUGUGUUGGUGUUUCCCUGUCGCCCUCCCAGCUCCACCCAGCAGCAGGUGACACUUGUGGCGGUGUUCCCAACUGAGAGCAGUUUGGAAAAUUAUCCCUUCUCCCACAGGCUGCAUCUCCAGGAGGAUGCUGUGAAAAUGUGCAAUAGCCACCGUGAGGUUUGGGCUUUGAAAUGAGCUUUUUGUGGGGUUCUCAAGGCUCUGAGUGUGACCAGAAAUUGCAAAUCUUCACUUUGAAACUGUGGGUUAGAAAACAUAAAAGAAGAAAUGUGACUUGCAUUCCUUGGUGGCAACAAAUGUGACAACGUUCCUUGGUGAAAAAUGCAGAUUUUUAACCAGGGCUGCACAUUCUGAAAGGAUGUGGAAGUGACACUUCCAGCAAAGGUGGCAAAGUCCUUGUCCUUUCAGAGGACAAAAGCCAGUGAGGUGCUACCUGAAACUCGCAGGGUAAAGCUUAAUUAUUGAACUGCAGGUUUUAAAUUGAAGUUUGCAGAGUAAAUUUCCUCCUUCGCCCUCUUUUGGUUGGAUUCUGGAGAUGCCAAACAGAACCAGCAGCUCAGUUUGGGCUCAGAAUUGUCACCACAGCUGUUGGUGGCUCAAGGCUUUGUGCUGCUGCUGAGGGGAAUCCUGAGAGCUGAAAACCAACCUAAAACCUGGCCUAGGUCUGCUGGUGUGAGCUCAGCUUUUAAACCAUGGCCUGCACACACAAGGCAACAGGAGUUGAUAGAAAAGGCAGCUGUUAAUGUGAGAAGGGAUAUUUCCAACCUGCUCCAGGUGUGCCAUGGCUGGAGCUGUUGUGGUUUGCACUCCAGGCACAGAUUUGCCUCAGCAUUCCCAAACUCUGCAGUCCUGGCUGGGCAAUUCCGUGUUGUUCCUUUUCCAACGGGUUCAGCCGAGGCUCUGGGCCUGCUGCUGCUGCUGCUGGCACAAUUCCAUCAAUUCCUUGCUUUUUCCAGGCUUUCCUGUAGUCUGAGCCCUGGGCUGGCUCAGCAGAGCAUGUUGCACCUCCCUGCAGUGUCUGGGAAGGUGCUAACAUGACUGGAAUGUGCAAAUUCCAGCUUUCCCUGACGUCCCCUGUGCAGUUCUCUGGUUUGUCCCGUGUUCUCUGUGGCUGCAGCAGCGACCUGAUUCCAGUGCAUUCCACCCAAAGCUGUGUCCAGUCUCUUUUUCCUGAGGUCAGGAUGGGAGGGCAGAAGCCUUGGCAUGAAAACACUUUAAUGUAGAGAAAUCUCUAAAUAAAUUAAAUAUGGAAGGUGUUAAACAAACGGGA